AAUGUAAAAGGGAAGUUGCCAUUUUGGUUAAUUAAUUUUUAUUUAUUUAUAUAUAUUUUAAUAACAUCGUAAAUAGAUUGUAGAUCCAAAUUCCGGCUGUAAAAUGGAUGUGGAGGCAUCAGUGUAUGUGGUGCGCUGUGCGCAUAUAGGCGCACGACUUCCGGAUUCGGCUCAGUGAUAUCGAAGUAGUUGCUUUCCAUUUACAUCAAAACUCAGGUAAUUAUCACUUAUGAUAUCAUAACUCAGUUGAAUGCACUUUCCUUUUAAUGCUGAGAAACUGAGUUUUCUGCACACGAUCGAGACCGUGUACUGUAGUGAGUCUAUGGAUUCCAUAGACAUACCAAACAAUCAUAUCACAGUUAUUGCAGCAACCAAAGGAAGAAUAGGCAGAAGAAUUGUAAACAAGUAUCAAGAAUGAAUACCUUGAAAUUUUGUAGAUAUUUCGAUAGAUCGUUGAUCAAUUCUCAAAACUCAUUCUUCACAUCUAAUAGAUUAUUUGAAGGUAGCAAGAUUUAUAGAAUAGACAGAGCAAUGUCGACAGUAGAUCCUAAAGAUAUUAAACAUCAUUCUAAUUUUAAAAAUAGUUGGUGGGAUGAAAACGGUCCACUAAAGCUUCUCCAUUCAUUCAAUCCACUCAGAGUGCAGUUUGUAAGAGAUGGUUUGGCGAAUGCUGGAAUCAAAUUAUGUAAUCCAGCUCUUCCGUUGGAAGGAGUCAAAAUUGCAGAUAUUGGCUGUGGUGGAGGUAUAUUGACUGAAAAUUUAGCCAGAAUAGGAGCACAUGUAACUGGACUAGAUGCAUCGGCAGAAUUGAUAAAUCUUGCUAAAGAGCAUAUAAAAUUGGAUCCCACUAUAUUGGAAAGAGUAAAUUACAUUCAUACAAGUAUAGAAGAGUUUUCCCCCAAAAAUGAGAGAUUGUAUGAUGUUGUUGUAGCUUCUGAGAUUAUAGAACAUGUAGAAAAUCCGGAAAUAUUUUUAAAGGAAUGUGUGAGAAUUCUGAAACCUGGUGGAUCAAUUUUUGUAACGACGAUAAAUAAAACUGUAACAUCAUGGCUCGGUGCUAUUGUAAUAGCAGAAUAUAUCUUCAAUUGGAUACCACGUAAUACUCACGAAUGGAAUAAAUUUAUUGUUCCACAUGAAGUACAAUAUAUGUUGGAUAAAUGUGGCUGCAAAACUAAAUUAAUUCAUGGAAUAAAAGUUAAUCCACUAACAAAUCAAUGGUCUUGGUCAUCAUUUACAGCUAUUAAUUAUGGACUUCAUGCAGUAAAACAAAGAGAAACUAUAUGAUACAAUUUUUCUCUAUAUAAUAUCUUCUCUAUAUAAUCUAUAUAAAUCCUUAGUAAUUUUUUUAAUCAAAUGCAAGAGUGAUAUAUUUUUAUAUAUUGUUUAUAUAUUAUAUUGUAACAUAUAUACAAUCUUAAUUGAUGUAUCAUAUGUUUCAUUAUUGUUAUAUUGUUGUAUAUUAUUAAAAUAGAAAUGUAAGAAAAACUUUGGAGAAAAUAAUAUUUAAAUAAAAUGAUGAAGGAUUAAUAUAUAAAAUCGAUAUCUAAAAUAUAUGAAAGUCAUAUACUUAAGUCAUAUAAUUUUUAUUUUAACAGAUUUAUUUGUAUAUUCAGACAAUAUAUACUUUAUA
This is a messenger RNA of Cataglyphis hispanica, 1630 nucleotides long. It is a transcript of the gene Coq3, whose product is annotated as ubiquinone biosynthesis O-methyltransferase, mitochondrial. The transcript has 5 exons. Bases 415 to 1284 code for a protein of 289 amino acids. Gene Ontology annotation, biological process: ubiquinone biosynthetic process. The record is from RefSeq and is a predicted model, not a curated record. Gene Ontology annotation, molecular function: 2-methoxy-6-polyprenyl-1,4-benzoquinol methyltransferase activity. Lineage: Eukaryota; Metazoa; Arthropoda; Insecta; Hymenoptera; Formicidae.